Molecule: messenger RNA, 1108 nt
Organism: Mizuhopecten yessoensis (Yesso scallop)
Lineage: Eukaryota; Metazoa; Mollusca; Bivalvia; Pectinida; Pectinidae
Product: carbohydrate sulfotransferase 15-like
Exons: 7
Coding region: 254-1108 (284 amino acids)
Biological process (GO): hexose biosynthetic process
Molecular function (GO): N-acetylgalactosamine 4-sulfate 6-O-sulfotransferase activity
Source: RefSeq, a predicted model, not a curated record
AUUUUUGUUGUUUCUAAGUUUCUAAGCUUUAUUUAUUCACUCCGACACACUUACGUGUGUAACAAGAGGUCACAUACAUAUAGAUCCGCCGAACUUCCUGACUGAAUUUAAGAACCCAUGUUGGUAUGAGAAGAUAAAUCUUACAGAUGUUCAACAGGAAAAAAUACAAAACACCUGUUUUAAUAAUCUUGGUAAAAACAAUCAAAUAUGCAAAAUCAUUUCCAAGCAAAGGCUUCGCUGUCUGCCAUACUUCAUGUUGAUUGGUACGCCUAAAUCUGGGAGUACUGAUCUAUAUAAACGGAUCAUAGAUCACCCGGAUGUGCUUAGCUGUGCAGCGAAAGAACCUCAUUGGUGGGCAAGGCAACAACACAGCAAAAAAACGUUUACGAAGUAUAUAGAUCGUUUUUCUAAGUGUGCUGGCACUCUGCAGUUUUCUAGAGAUGACAAGAAAUCCACCCUCAUAACAGGUGAGGGAAGCCAGUCGACCUUUUGGGAUAACGCCUGGUGGUGGCGCUACCCCGAAAACCGUAACGACGAGGAGCCGGGAAUAGUAACAGCCAAUUUCCUACGCCACAUCCUGCCAGAAGUGAAGUUGUUGGUUAUUCUUCGAAACCCAGUCGAUCGGUUGUACUCGGGAUAUCUAUUCUUCAAAAAACAUACGCAUGUAUCUGCUGAAGAUUUCCACAGAAGAGCAACAAACGAAGUGACGAAAUUCAACAAGUGUCUGACAGAGCAUAGCCUUCGGCACUGUGCCUACGCGCCGACUGACCAUGAGGUCCGACUACAUGUAGGUUUAUACGCUUUGUAUCUGAAGGAAUGGAUCAACAUUUUCCCUCGAGAUCAAAUUCUUGUUCUCCAGUUAGAAGAUUAUUCAGCGCACUCACAAAGGGCUAUGUCGACAGUUUAUAAAUUUCUAAAAUUACGUGAUCUCUCAGAUGAAUAUGGAAUUAAAAGUGGACGUGCUAACACGAGAAAAAAGAAAACUCAACAUGUCGGACAAAUAGUGAACAAAACAGGAGAACUACUGGACACGUUUUAUAGUCCGUUCAAUAAGGCACUAGCUGAGCUGAUGAAUGAGCCACGCUUUCUGUGGCAAUCGUUAACGUAA